Molecule: messenger RNA, 698 nt
Organism: Anneissia japonica
Lineage: Eukaryota; Metazoa; Echinodermata; Crinoidea; Comatulida; Comatulidae
Product: U4/U6.U5 small nuclear ribonucleoprotein 27 kDa protein-like
Exons: 9
Coding region: 93-578 (161 amino acids)
Biological process (GO): RNA splicing
Cellular component (GO): precatalytic spliceosome
Source: RefSeq, a predicted model, not a curated record
AUGAGGCUAACUUUUUCAAAAUGGUGGUGUUGUUACGGUUUUGGUAGCAGAAAAGCAUUUGUUAAUUUUCUGAUAUAGCAACAACCACAAUCAUGGGACGAAGUCGAAGCCGAUCUCGUUCACCGCUUGGAAGAAGAGCUAGGAGACGGUCCACAUCUAGGGAAAGGCAAUCUCACAGAAGAAGAAAAGAUAGAAGUCGGUCAAGAAGUAGAUCCCCAAAGCACUACCGACCAAGGUCAAUAUCACCAAGAAGAAGAAGAUCUCAUUCACGGUCACCAACAAGGAGGAGGUACAACAGAAGCCAUUCAAGGUCACGGUCACCAGCUCCAAGCAAGGAAACUAAAAACACAAGUGGUCCAUCUGGACCUAAGCCUAAGGAUAAGCUUGAAGCACCUCUAACUGAAGAAGACAGUGAAAUGAUGAAAUUAAUGGGCUUCUGUAACUUUGAUACAACAAAGGGCCAGCAUGUACCUGGUUCUAACAAUGCAUCAGCUUCGACUAUAAAAGUAAAUAGACGAUACAGGCAAUAUAUGAACAGAAGAGGUGGCUUCAAUAGACCCCUGGAUUUCAUUGCAUGAGGUGCUGGCUACCUGUAUCAGGAGUUUCUCCUGCAACUAGACUCGUUAUACUGCACAACGGCCUCUGGUGGCUAAUUUACAAAUGGAAUUUUUAAAAUAAAUACUGCUAUGGCAAUAUAA